Molecule: messenger RNA, 984 nt
Organism: Papaver somniferum (opium poppy)
Lineage: Eukaryota; Viridiplantae; Streptophyta; Magnoliopsida; Ranunculales; Papaveraceae
Exons: 2
Coding region: 1-984 (327 amino acids)
Source: RefSeq, a predicted model, not a curated record
AUGGCUCAACCUCCAGGCUUUGUUUAUCCUAACAAACCACGUCAUGUAUUUCUUUUACACAAAGAAGUCUAUGGAUUAAAGCAGGCCCCAAGAACCUGGUAUGCCAAGCUCAGUUCAGGUCUUUUGUCUCUCAAGUUUGUUAAUUCAAUUACUGACUCUUCUCUCUUUGUGCACAACGAUAGUUCUCAGCUCACAGUUUCUCUGGUAUAUGUUGAUGAUAUCAUGCUUACUAGGUCAUCACCUUCUUUCCUCCAAUUUGUUAUCUCUCAGCUGCAAUUGCAAUUUCCAAUUAAAUAUUUGGCUCCCAUCAAUUACUUCUUAGGUCUUGAAGUCAAAAGAGAUACCUCCUUAUUUCUCUCUCAGACAAGAUAUGAAGUUGAUCUACUUAAAAAUUUUCACAUGGAAAGUGUCAAGCCUUGCCCUACUCCAAUUGCUGCUUCCACAAAACUUUCCAAGGAUGAUGGUAUUUUACUUGACAAUCCAACUGAUUAUAGAUCUCUAGUCGGGGCCUUACAUUAUCUCACCUUGACAAGACCAGAAAUUGCAUUUGCAGUAAAUCUUGUCUGUCAGCAUAUGCAACAUCCAAGAACUACUCACAUGGCAGCUACCAAGAGGAUUCUCAGAUAUAUCAAAGGCACUCUUGGCUUUGGACUUACAUUUACUAAAGGAUCUUCAUUUCUACUUGGUUUCUCAGAUGCUAAGUGGGAUGGAAAUGUUGAUGAAAGAAGAUCUACAGGUGAGUAUUGCAUUUUUCUUGGUCCUAACAUCAUUUCUUGGUCUUCCAAGAAGCAAUCUACAGGGGCAAGGUCUAGUACAGAGGCAGAAUAUAGGACAUUAGCACACAGUGAUGCAGAGUUGAUUGCAGAUAUUUUUACAAAGGGUCUCUCCGCAUUUCGAUUUUCUUCACUGCGCUCCGAACUUCAGGUUGAUGCAGCACCCUUCAGUUUGAGGGGGGAUAAUGAUGCAGUGAUAGUUAAGCAGUGA